Messenger RNA from Cheilinus undulatus (humphead wrasse), 1272 nucleotides. Its product is annotated as potassium channel subfamily K member 13-like. Gene Ontology annotation, cellular component: membrane. Gene Ontology annotation, molecular function: potassium ion leak channel activity. Gene Ontology annotation, biological process: potassium ion transmembrane transport; stabilization of membrane potential. Lineage: Eukaryota; Metazoa; Chordata; Actinopteri; Labriformes; Labridae. The record is from RefSeq and is a predicted model, not a curated record. The coding region runs from base 1 to 1272 and encodes 423 amino acids. The transcript is spliced from 3 exons.
AUGGCAUGUAGGAGCGGCUGCUGCUGCGGCUCCGGUCCAAUAAACGAGGAUAACGCGAGGUUCCUGCUGCUGGCAUUGUUCAUCAUCGUCUAUCUCCUGUGUGGAGCCGCUGUCUUCUCCGCGCUGGAGCAGCCAAAGGAGCGAGAGGCGAAGGAGCGCUGGGCGCAGAGGUUCGAGCUCUUCAGCCAGAAGUACAACCUGAGCAAGAAAGACCUGAACAACUUCCUGAGGAACUACGAGGAGGCGAACGUGGCGGGGAUCAGAGUGGACACGAUCAGACCACGAUGGGACUUCACGGGCGCUUUUUACUUCGUGGGGACGGUGGUGUCAACAAUUGGGUUUGGGAUGACGACUCCGGCCACCAUCGGAGGAAAAGUCUUCCUGAUGUUCUACGGCCUCCUCGGCUGUGCAGCGACCAUCCUCUUCUUCAACCUCUUCCUGGAGCGUGUCAUCACCGUCAUCGCUGUCGUCUUAAAGUCCUGUCACGAAAGACGCCACAACAAAGCCGUUCUCCCGCAAAACGGUCGACGAGUCUCUGAGGGAAACAGAGCCGAGGGAAGUGGAGGAGGAAAAGGAGCAGAUCUAGCCGGGUGGAAACCCUCGGUGUACUGCGUCAUGCUCAUUCUUGGAGCGGCAGCCAUCGUGGUUUCCUGCUGCGCCUCGCUCAUGUACUCAGCAGCUGAAGGAUGGGGCUACUUAGACUCACUCUACUUUUGCUUUGUUGCCUUCAGCACUAUUGGUUUUGGCGACAUGGUGAGCAGCCAGCGGGUCGUCUAUGAGGGCCAUGCUACCGUUGCAUACCGCCUCGGCAACUUCCUCUUCAUCCUGACCGGCGUCUGCUGCAUCUACUCCCUCUUCAACGUCAUCUCCAUCGUCAUCAAGCAGGUCCUCAACUGGCUCCUGAGGAGGCUGGAGGCUCCCUGCCGCUGCUGCUUCCCGAGAAGGGGUCACCACCCGCACAGGCACCCCAGACGGAACGUAGUGGCCCCGGGUCACUUGCGCACCCGCAGAGAUCCCUCUAUCGAGACUGACGCCAUCAAUGAGAGCGAGACUGACACCGGGCGCAGGAUGUCAGGGGAAAUGAUCUCCAUGAGGGAUUUUCUAGCAGCCAAUAAGGUUAACCUGGCUAUUAUGCAGAAGCAGCUUUCCGAGAUGGCCAUUGGGCAUCCGCGCCAGUCCAGCACCAGCUCACAUCAGAACGGAUUCUCCGGAGGGGUGGGCGCCCUUGGCAUCAUGAAUAACCGGUUGGCAGAGACCAGCGUGGACAGAUAG